Messenger RNA from Uranotaenia lowii, 2607 nucleotides. It is a transcript of the gene net, whose product is annotated as transcription factor Atoh1. The coding region runs from base 558 to 1658 and encodes 366 amino acids. Lineage: Eukaryota; Metazoa; Arthropoda; Insecta; Diptera; Culicidae. Gene Ontology annotation, molecular function: protein dimerization activity; DNA-binding transcription factor activity. The record is from RefSeq and is a predicted model, not a curated record. The transcript is spliced from 2 exons.
GUUCAUCAGUCAACGACAGAUCGUGGACGCGAUGAGACGUUAAAAAUUGACUUGUUGGAAGUGUCGUCGUCGUGUGUUCUACUCUUUGAAUCUGUUUUUGGACGUUAUUGCUGUUGGACUUCUUAUAGCGGUGGGAGGAGUGCCAUCGUUCUUACAAGGAAGUUUUACCAAAAGAAAGGAUACAAGUCCGAGGGUCCAGUGUGGAAUUGUGGAUUGUUUUGUUGAGUUGCUGGGAUUUUAUUGAAUUGUGUCUGUGUGGCGACAACGUCCUGGAUUGGAUUGCCUGUGUGAAGGAUUGUGACUUCCGGUCAAAAAUACCUGUGAUUGAAGCAGCAGGAAGAAGUUGCCUAAGUGUGAUCUCGGGGAAGAAAAUAAUAGAAACAGGUUAACUGUGACGAGUUGGGUUGAAGUUUGUUGAAGGUGGAAUGACGUACGGUUGGAAGUUGUGAUAAAUUGGAGAUCGAAGCAAUCUGUUGAUAAUUGGUGUCCCGGUGUUUUGAAGGAGCGAAUAACAUUGGAUCGUGGCAAGCCGUGGAAAGAUAAAUCAAACAAAUCAAAUGGAAGCAAUGAAUGCACUGGCGAAGAUGUACCCGAAGCUGAGUGCGGUGGAGCUGUCGGCGAUUCUGAUGAAAGGUGCUGCGAUGUCCGCUGCUGCCGCUGCCUCGUUGGAACGUGAUUCCGGUUUCAAUUCGGGCAGUUCCGAGCACGAAGAUGAUCUCAAGAGCUUCGAUCACAGCUCCCGGGACGGAUUAAUUUCACCGGAAAACAGCUCGGUGGAUUCGGUCGAAGUAAAAUUACCGCAAACUACCAUUCCCACGAAAAACAAACGCAAAAGUACCGAACCCUUGCGGGUAGUUUCGGAUGCGGAGCUCCUGGGACCAAUCAAAAAGCGCAUCCGCUAUGAACAGCAAACGCGGCUUGAAAAGGAGAUGCUAGAGUACCACAAUCAUGGAAGCAAUCCCUUCCGACCUUGGGCUCCAAGUGAUGAUCUACAGCCAUCUAGCCAUCCAAUUCCCGCACACUUCACCAAUCCUGCCGAGCUGCCAAUACGGCAUCCAGGAGUAACUACCCUUCACCGAGCCAUCAGCAUAAAGCCCCUGGAUGAACUGCAGCAGCAAUCCCCUCCACCAUCAUUCAAUCCCGCUUCAAUCAGUUCCUCCUUCCAGCAGCAACCCCUUGCGCUGGUAUCGAAAAAACCAAAAUCCUCCAAAACUCCUCGAACGCCCGAAAAAUCUCCCGACUUCUCACCGCUCGACCUUCACCAGCGCAGCCCCAGCGAAGCGCUCUUCAUCCCGCCGCAUCCGGUACCCCCAAGUGAAUGCUCAUCGGGCACCCCCAAAUCGUCACAACCCCGCAACUACAAAAACAUGACCCGCGAGCGACGAAUCGAAGCCAACGCUCGGGAGCGCUCACGAGUGCACACGAUCUCAGCAGCCUACGAAAAACUUCGGCAAGCCGUCCCCGCCUACUCCAAUGCGCAGAAACUUUCCAAGUUGUCGAUUCUGCGGAUCGCAUGUUCCUACAUACUGAUGCUGAGCCGGAUGGCUGGCGAAGACUUCAGCGUAGACGCCUCGGAACCCUCGGUGGACGAAUGCGUCGAAAUGGUCACCCGAACCAUCCAAACCGAGGGCAAAAUCAAGAAGAAGAAAGACGAGUGAGGAGUCAGUUAGCCGUCCGUCGUCUCGUGACGGGUCAGGAGCAUCAAACGCUUAGCGCACCGGAACCGCGAAAGAUGCCAAAUCGAAUUUGAGCAACUUCCGCAGGUUUGUUUAUGAUUUCCUUUCGAUUGCCGCACAUCUUAAUAGGUGUUAGCACGUGUUUCCUCCAUUUUUACGUUGGAAAUAAAACUUAAACAAAACACAAAACAAGCAAGAUCUGAACUAGAAAUGUAAGAUAGUAGGAAGCUCAGAUUUCAGAGUCAUCUAAUUUAUUACGCUACUUAAUUCGUGCUUCGGAUAGAACCUUAGAAGCAAAAAACACGCCAACAGUACAAACAUAUUAGCAGGAAACUAAAAGGUCUGAUUUGUUGCCAUAAAAUGAUUGUUACAAUAGAGUUACUAGCAGCAAAAUCGUUUUGAAAAUAAAAUUAAAAAAAAAACGAGACAAUAAAUCAAACAGUAAAAUUGCCAAAAAAAUAUACAGAGCCAAUUUCAUGGUGCCAUAAUAAUUGCUAGCGCGCACGUGUUUCAAUUCGUUUUUAUCGCAAAUUAGCGCUCAAGAGAGUGAUAAUACAUAAUAAAAAUAAAUAAAUGUGGACCAACGACAUCAAUGAGCGCGAGGCACAUACAAAAACAAGAAGAAAAUCUUUGAAUUUCACAAAAGCACAACAAGCAUAAAACAACAACUGGUCUUUAGUAGUAGCUAGGUUCAUUUACUGAAACGUUUUAGUUAGUUAUUUUAGUGUCAACCACAAUUAAUUAAUUGUCUAGUUGUUAAGUGUCUGAAUGUAUUUAUAAGCAAAUCAAAUUUGUGAUUGUUUUGUAAAACAGUUUUUUCCCCGCCCCCUCGGUAUCAUCCCACACCCAUAUAUAUUAUAUUGAAAAAGCAAAAAACUUGAGAAAAGGUGAAAAUAUUUGAGCCCGAAAAUAAAUGCGAAAGUAUUUUCGA